UUUUGUUUCCUUCUAGAAAAAUGUCUGGAGCAAGAGAACAAGGAAAGCUGUUUGUCGGGGGGCUGAGCUGGAACACCACGUCAGAGAGCCUGGAAGCAACGUUCAGCGAGUAUGGUGAGAUCAUCGACUGCAAAGUCAUCACUGACAGGGAGACAGGCAGGUCUCGUGGUUUUGGGUUCGUAACAUAUUCAAACGACAGUGAUGCUUCUGAGGCCAAGAAGUGUAUGAACAACACAGACCUUGAUGGUCGACAGAUCCGUGUGGACUAUGCCAGCAAGAAGAGUGAAGGUGGCGGCGGCGGAGGCGGCUACAGGGGCGGCCGUGGUGGAGGUGGACGGUAUGGUGGCGGCGGCGGCGGAUAUGGCGGCGGCGGUGGCUACGGAGGCGGCCGCGGGAGACGUGGAGGCGGCGGAUAUCGUGGCGGUGAUUACGGCGACAGUGGCGGAUAUGGUGGUGGUGGUGGCCGCCGUAGCUACAACGAUGAUUCUUCAGGAUACGAGUCCCGCCAGCAACGGUACCAGCCAUACUGAAGAGCUGCAGAACACCUUCUUUAGCCGAAGAUAAGGAAGGAAAGUUUACAACUGAAGUUACUAAGCUAGUGUUUUCAUAUAUCUGAACUAUAUCUGAAUGUGUGUGAUCCUCAAUGUCUGUUGGCUGUGCAGAAAUGCAGCUACAGACAUUUAGGAUGUUUGUAUGUUGAAUUUGGUCAUUUACCUGGUUUUGUAUCUCGUAGAUAGUUAAAGCCAUGAUUGACUAUUUGAGUUGAACUGUUGUUUUAGAAUGAAAAUUUAGACUUAAUAGAAAGCAUACACAUUGUACUGAACAGCUAACAAAAAGCUAAGCCCCUGAAAAAGUGCACUAUACUUACGUAUGUUGUUGUUGUGGCUUAAGGACAAAAACCUAUUUUUACAGUAUCACCAUACCUCCAGUUCCUGUGUUCUUAAUUACAAUAGAUGCUUCAAACUUCAUUGUGGAAGAUGAGAUUGCUGUACCAACUAAACAUUACCAGUAAGAAUCAGUGGUUUUAAAUUCACACAUUUUCUUGGUGAUGUUCUAAAUCCAAGUUAAGAGUUGCUGAAGUACUUUGAAGCUACCAGUUUGCUCAAGAAUGAUCUGUUGACAAUUUUGUUUGUUGAUCUUGUAUCUUGUUCUUUUCCUGAAUGGUCGACUUGGAUGAUUGAAAUGUUACGUUAGUACGUGUGACUCAUUUGAUCGGAGAUGUGUUCAUGUCAAUGUAUGAUAAAUGGGGCAACAACUGAAAAAGUAAGACGUGAGAAUUUGGAGUUCUUUUCACCAAUAAAGAAAGACUUGUGACGUAACUUUUAAAA
Molecule: messenger RNA, 1328 nt
Organism: Branchiostoma floridae (Florida lancelet)
Lineage: Eukaryota; Metazoa; Chordata; Leptocardii; Amphioxiformes; Branchiostomatidae
Product: glycine-rich RNA-binding, abscisic acid-inducible protein-like
Exons: 8
Coding region: 21-530 (169 amino acids)
Molecular function (GO): RNA binding
Source: RefSeq, a predicted model, not a curated record